Messenger RNA from Didymosphaeria variabile, 501 nucleotides. RefSeq lists its product as uncharacterized. The transcript is spliced from 2 exons. The record is from RefSeq and is a predicted model, not a curated record. NCBI's taxonomy places the organism in Eukaryota, Fungi, Ascomycota, Dothideomycetes, Pleosporales, Didymosphaeriaceae. Bases 1 to 501 code for a protein of 166 amino acids.
AUGGGACCAGCUGUAUACUCAGCUGAUGAGACUGAAAAAUAUCGACCCGACGCCCUGACUGCUUCUGAUCCGGUCCUGUAUCUCCAUCGCAACACGUAUCCUGGGUGCCGGCUUCCACACGCCUGGCUCAACACAGCGGCACCCUCCGCUCCCAUCUCGACGAUCGACCUUGCAGGCCAUGGCGGCUUCACCCUCCUUACCGGAAUUGGAGGCGAUGCCUGGAAACCUGCCGUAGGCGAGGUGAGCCGGACGCUAAGGGUCCCAAUUGUCGCCUACUCGAUCGGUUUCCGACAGGAAUGGGAAGACGUCUAUUUCGAAUGGGAGAAGGUCCGAGGCGUUGAAGAGAGCGGCGCCAUCUUGAUAAGACCGGACAGAUUUGUGGCAUGGCGAAGCCAGAAGGCCUACGGCGACGUGGAUGAGUGCGCCGGCCACCUCACUAAAGUCAUGAGAAGCUUGCUAGGGUUGACAAAGGGAGACAUAGCAAAGACUGUGUCGACAUGA